This is a messenger RNA of Prorocentrum cordatum, 2023 nucleotides long. NCBI's taxonomy places the organism in Eukaryota, Dinophyceae, Prorocentrales, Prorocentraceae. The record is from the annotation of a GenBank genome assembly.
AUGUCGGACGACGCCGAGGGCAAGGGCAAAGAGAGCGAGAACGACAGCAAGGGAGCCAAGAGGGCAAGAAACGAGUCUGCGAUGACCAAGUGGCCCUGCGCGAAGGAUCUGGCGCCAGCGCCCGGGGCCGCCUACCCGUCGGUGGGCCGCGCCGUGGAGGAAGAGGCCACGCGAACUGACCUCGUCAGCAGCCCAGCCAGCGGGGCCGAGCUGCCCACCUCUCUGCUCAUGCCAUCGCGCCCGCUGCAACCGGGGGCGCCGCUGUUCCAGCCGCAGAGCGCGGCUGACCGGACCAUCCGCGUCGAUAUUUUCAAUAAGGGCCAGUUCGACACGUUCGCCGCCAUGACCCAGGCGUUGGUGGCGCGCGCGAUGGCUGGCCAGAAGGCAACCGAGGGCCAGGCGCAGCUGCAGCAACGCCGCGAGUGGACGCCAGCGCCCCUCUCAGGCGCAGGCCCCAGUGGACCCUCAGCGCAGCCGCGGCGCGAGCCGGACCGCACGGGGGGCGACCUCAUGAUGGGCCAUGCGGCCUCGCUGCCCCACAGGCGCGAGGCCUCUGGCAGCCCGCGCCCCUUCGGGAGGGCCAUGACCGACCUGCCCGCGUGGACUCGCGGCGGCGACGCGCCCGAGGCCAGCUUCCCCAGCGCGCCCUGCAGAGAAAGACCCGGCAGGGUGGUGCCGCAGCCCAAGAGGCGCUCUGGGCCGGCGGACGGCAUCCGAAGAGUCCGCACCACCACCUUCGACUUUUCCGCCUCGCCCCACGAGACGCUGCCCGUGGUGCGCGGUGUGGAGGAGCACCCGGACUCCUUCUCGCCCUGCGAGCUUGCCCCGGCGCCGCAGGCCCCGGGCCAAGGCUUUGCGUCCAGCAGCGCUUCGCGGCCGCCUGGAAGGUUUGACCCUCCAGAGCGACAGUUUGAUGUGCCGAGUCGCAGCGAGGCCGCGCGCCCUGGCGCCGCCGGGGGGGUGGCCGACGUGCGCCUCUGGUCCGGCGCGAGCCCGAGGAGCGCCCUCCGAGGACGGCUGGAGGGAGCCGCGACCGCUGGGCGCCGGGGUGCAGCCGGGGCAGGCGGUCGACAUCGACCGCGCCGGCUGGGGCGGCGUCGAGAACGACAUUGACCCCAUGAUCUCCUCGUACAGGGACCAGUACAAGACCAAACUGGACCCUCCCCCCCUCCGCAGGCAUGGGCAGCACCCUCCACGCGGCCGGGUUCGCGAGCGGCGCCGGCUGACGAGACGGACCCCAGAAGACCAGCCGCUUGAGGCCUCCGCGAUUCACUCUUUCGAGGUUGGCGAUGGUCGAGCCAGCCAGCGCUUUUUUACAUCCGCUUGGUAGUCAAACGUAGAACUGCAUCUGGCAGGGCCCACGAGUUCUGUGCUUGUGUUCCACCUCCGCCCCUUCGUCUGCGUCCCCUGGUUGUCCUCUGCCCUCUCUCUCCCCUGAGACCCUCAGUUGUCUGGCCGUGCGGGUGACUUGUAGUGAAAUGCGGCCUGCUUAAGCGCAUGCGCCGCACCUGUGUUACCUCUCGUCGCACCCCGGAAUUGGAAAGGCUGCGUUGUCAAUUCCACGUCGACGCGUGGCCUGCAGUUCUCCCCGCCGAGAAGCCGCUCGCGUCCCUGGCUGACUCAAGCGGAUGGGACUGUGGACAGGAGGGGGAGGGCGGAGGUGAAGGCCCCCCCCACCCCGCGAGCAGCCGGUGCCCGGUGACACCGGAGUGCCCCGGCGGCGGCGGCGUUUCCCAGAGGGGGCUGCGCCGACACCCGCUUGGGCGGCGGCCGCUUUUCGCUGAGGGGCUGCGCCGACACCCGUUCGGAAUGCGCUGGGCACGGCGGUCCGCAGAAGUCAUCUUCAAGCUACCACCACCGCCGCCGAGAUCGGGGUUAUCUCCUUUCGGUGGAGACAACCGCCGGGCCUCGGGCGCCCCGUGCGCCUCCACCCCGCGGCUGAAUGCCGCGGGUGGCCGCAGCGGCGCAGAAGCUCUCGGCUCGGGCCGGUGCGGCAGCGUGGCGCGGUGGGAGAGAAGGCUGA